UGAAAUUGUCUCUUCUUUUAUCACGAACAUGAAACAUAAACUUUUAAAAGACAUAUUUAAUGGUGAAUCAAAUACUGAAAUCCAAUGGGUAUUUACUGUUCCAGCUAUAUGGUGUGACAAAGGCAAGCAAAUUAUGUCAAAAGCAGCUGAAAUGGCUGGAUUAUCACCAGACAAAUUCAUGCUUUUAGAGGAACCUGAAGCUGUAUUAAAGUAUUAUUCCAUAAAGGCCAACGAGUAUCCGACAAAGCUCCCUGCAUGCUACAGGUGUAUUGUUUUACAAGUAGGAGAUAACGCAAUUAAUUCAACAAUAAUGAAAGUUGAAGAUGAUACUUAUACGAUGAAGACUACUAUAUUCAGUCAGUAUGAAGGUGUUAUUCAAGAGGUUUCAAACUUUAUUUCCGAUUUAUUUGGUACAAAAGUUUCAAAACAUUGCCAAAAAAAUCACCCGCUGGAGUAUAUGACAUUAUUUUACAGUGUCAAAAAAGAAAUGAAGUGCGUUCAACCGAAAACAGAUAUCAAAAUAUGUAUUCCACGUGUAUGGUUUGACAUAUUUGAAGACUUAACUACUUUAUCUGAUGCACACAUGAAAUCUCAUUUACAUCAAGAUGUUGAUUGUGAAGGAGAUGAAAUGAAACUUAAAUAUGAACUAUUCUGGGCCUUUUGUGACAACUUCAUUCAAUGUAGACUUCAAGUAAUUGAUCAUAUUUUAGCAACGGAGUCGGUUGCUGGUAUUGGUGUUCUAUUUCUUGCUGGAGACUUUAUUGAACCGGUUUUUGUUGACGCUUUGAAACGACAAUAUCCUAAACAUACAAUACUCGUAGCAAGGGAUCCAGAUAAGGUAAUUCUAGAGGGUGCGCUUAUGUCGUGGAAUGAACAUUUUUUACAUUCCAGCUUAAAGUAAAACAAGUCUUUAUUCGCAUUGGACUGGUGUGAUGUACAAACAUUUAAUUUUCAGUUUA
Mytilus trossulus (common blue mussel) is the source of this 959-nucleotide messenger RNA. RefSeq lists its product as uncharacterized. The record is from RefSeq and is a predicted model, not a curated record. Lineage: Eukaryota; Metazoa; Mollusca; Bivalvia; Mytilida; Mytilidae. The coding region runs from base 29 to 901 and encodes 290 amino acids. The transcript has 3 exons.